This is a messenger RNA of Chrysochloris asiatica (Cape golden mole), 1131 nucleotides long. It is a transcript of the gene ZBTB42, whose product is annotated as zinc finger and BTB domain containing 42. The coding region runs from base 1 to 1131 and encodes 376 amino acids. Lineage: Eukaryota; Metazoa; Chordata; Mammalia; Afrosoricida; Chrysochloridae. Gene Ontology annotation, cellular component: nucleus. The record is from RefSeq and is a predicted model, not a curated record. Gene Ontology annotation, biological process: regulation of transcription by RNA polymerase II. The transcript has a single exon. Gene Ontology annotation, molecular function: RNA polymerase II cis-regulatory region sequence-specific DNA binding; protein binding; DNA-binding transcription factor activity, RNA polymerase II-specific.
AUGGAGUUCCCGGGGCACGGCGGACGGCUGCUGGGCCGCCUGAGGCAGCAGCGCGAGCUGGGUUUCCUUUGCGACUGCACGGUACUGGUGGGCGACGCACGCUUCCCGGCCCACCGGGCCGUGCUGGCCGCCUGCAGUGUCUACUUCCAUCUCUUCUACCGCGACCAGCCCGCGGGAGGCCGCGAUGGCGUGCGGCUCAACGGCGACAUCGUCACUGCGCCCGCCUUCGCGUGCCUCCUGGACUUCAUGUACGAGGGCCGCCUGGACCUGCGCGGCCUGCCGGUGGAGGACGUGCUGGCCGCCGCCAGCUACCUGCACAUGUACGAUAUCGUCAAGGUGUGCAAGGGCCGGCUGCGGGAGCCAGAGCGAGCCGCUCAGAAGGCCAGGGUCCCCGCGGUGGACGCCCACACCGACCACCCCCCACGAGCAGCUGGGCCACCUCCCUGGCACUGCCCUGGAGAGGUCGACCGGGCCCUGGACCUGUCGCUGAAGCCAAGCCCGCGGCCGGAGCCUGGGCGCCCACCGCGCGUGCUCCAGCCAGCUCCCUGCAGCCGCCCGCAGCCGCCCGGAACCCAGCCGCUGGUCAAGGCUGAGCAGGACUCGCUGUCGGAACAUGAGGGCGGCAGCGGCCCCGAGAGCCCUCACAGCCCCCCACCGCCCCCCUGCGUGCCGGCCACUGAACGCCCGGCGGGGGUCCUGGAGCCGUUGCGGGGUGCGGACCUGGCGCCCGACGGGCCCCUCCGCAUCUGCCCGCUGUGCAGCAAGCUCUUCCCCAGCGCCCACGUGCUGCAACUGCACCUGAGCGCACACUUCCGCGAGCGCGAUGGGGCCCGCGCCCGGCUCUCCCCCGACGGCGCGGCGCCUACGUGCCCGCUGUGCGGAAAAGGUUUCUCGUGCACGUACACACUGAAGCGGCACGAGCGCACGCACUCGGGCGAGAAGCCCUACACAUGCGCCCAGUGCGGCAAGAGCUUUCAGUACUCGCACAACCUGAGCCGCCACGCCGUGGUGCACACGCGCGAGAAGCCGCACGCCUGUCGCUGGUGCGAGCGUCGCUUCACGCAGUCUGGGGACCUCUACCGCCAUGUCCGAAAGUUCCACUGUGGCCUCGUCAAGUCCCUGUUAGCGUGA